CUAGUGCUAGUAGUGAAAUUGUGGUGCAACCUACUGCUAAUGGCUCUGAUACACGCAAGGUAAACAACAGUGCGUAGAACCGCGUACAGCGAUCUUUUUGGCGGUUAACCGGACCCGUUCGGAACGGGGACCGGCCGGGGAACCUCGUUUCGAUGCAGUUUUCCCGGUUCCGAUCGGCCGCGGGGUCGAAAACGCUCCGAAAGAUUCCUUUUCCGCAUGACUGAUUUUCACGUCCGAUUUGCAUUCGAUAAUUCGGACUGGCAGGCAAGCGAACAGGCAAAAGCAGGCGAGAGCAGACAUGGACGAAUGUAGACCUACGCCGUUGCCUUGGUGUUUGGCGAUUGCUGCGAUUCAGUGCUUUGUAAUGAUGAUGGAAUUUUACUUUUUUGAAGAAUCUCAGUUCUGCAAGUGAUUUAAAGUUCAGAAAAUUCUUAAAAUUGACAAACAUGGAGGAGAUGACCGUUUCUCCGACACCAUUGUUACACAUUAGCAUAUUUCGUACGAGAAGGUUCACCUCAAGAAAGGAUAUCAAAUUACACCAACGUCGUCGUCGCCGUUCACAAAGACGGUACAGAAAUUCCUUCGGUUUCUGCGGUUUGCCUGUUCGCCGCCACCACCACCACAGCCCAUUAUAUCCAAGCCAUUAGACACGACGGAGUGAUCGCAAAAAUAGCCGUCAGAGGCCACAGCGGCAUCAACCAGCUGGGUGGCGUCUUCGUCGGCGGGAGACCCCUGCCGGACUCCACUCGGCAACGGAUCGUCGAGCUGGCCCAUGCCGGAGCUCGACCGUGCGACAUAUCGCGGAUUUUGCAGGUUUCCAAUGGGUGCGUGAGUAAAAUACUGGGAAGGUACUAUGAAACGGGAAGUAUUCGGCCGCGAGCGAUUGGGGGUUCGAAACCACGGGUUGCCACACCGGAGGUGGUCAACCGGAUCUCGAUGUUCAAGCAGAACUGUCCGAACAUCUUCGCGUGGGAGAUCAGGGACAAGCUGCUGAACGAACGCAUCUGCACUCCGGAGAACAUUCCAAGCGUUUCAUCCAUCAAUCGCGUUCUGAGAAAUCUGGCUGCCCAGAAGGAGUUCAGCAAGAAGCCACACGCACAAGAAUCUUCAUCCGAUGACUCGAGCUAUUUGUCCGCGAAGCCGUUGAACGACGGUUCGCCAUUUGUGCAUUACAAAUACGCAGAUAAUGCAGACAUGAAACCGCAAGCCGAGGAGAACAAGAGUCCCUUUGUAAAGCAUUGUUUCACGAAUCUGGAUUCUCCGGUUGGUGGCGGUGGUGGUGGCGGAGGCGGAGGAGGUGGUGGAAGCAGCGGGAGUGGCAUAGGUCUCGGAUUGGGAACUAAACCACCUUCGGCGCAACCACCGCCCUCCUCUGUUGGCUUCGAUUCGGACUCGGAACGGCUCAGUCUCAAGCGCAAACUACAACGCAAUCGGACCUCUUUCACCGUCGAUCAGAUCGAGUACCUGGAGAAGGAAUUCGAACGAACGCACUAUCCGGACGUAUUCUCCCGAGAACGGUUGUCUUCCAAAACGAAUCUACCUGAGGCGAGAAUUCAAGUUUGGUUCUCGAACCGCCGUGCCAAGUGGCGCCGCGAAGAGAAGCAACGAUCGCAAGCUGCCUCCGAGGGAUCCUCCGUAGCUGUUUCCGUAUCGGCAGCUACCGCCCAGCCUCCAUCCGGCGUAUCGUCCUGCAUGAACCUGACCUCCCCGCUGGUUUCCCACGUCUACGAUUCCAACAUGUGUGUUGAAGACUCCAACAGCAACUAUCUCAGCAAGACGUACCCCUUGGAGCCGACCGCCUUCCAGAACCUCGAUCCCAUGAAGUCUCCACAUCAGUCCCAUCAACCGCAAACUCAUUCACCGAUGUCCUUCAAACUUUUCCCCAGCAGUAGCUCCGGAGGUGGCGGCGGUUCGGUAACUCCAGGAUCAUCCGGCGGUGGUGGUGGUGGUGGCUCCGGAAGUACCCUCACUUCCUCCGGAUCUCUGCACGAACCAAGCCUGAUGGACGCGGUGGCACUCUCCAACAACGGCGGUUUCUCACACGUACCUACCUCGGACGACAAGUCCCUGUACAAUCACUUUGCCUACUCGGCGUCGUCGGCAGCCGUUGCGGCCGCAGCCAACAUGCACCACUCGGCUGCGUACUCGGUGGCUGCGGCUGCCGCAGCCGAUCACCAUCACCACCACCAUCAUCAUCAGUCCUACAACGGGAUGUACCUGAAGAAUCAGCUCUACAAUCUGCCCACCAAUGGCGUCCUCAGCUUCCAGUCGACCCUCGACUGGAACAAGAGUUAAUGGUAGGCUUCGCGGGGUUUCGAAACAGCCGAAGGCUUCCCCGACGAUUCGUUCGACGAUAACUGAUCUGAUCUGAUCUGAUGAUAACAAAGCCAUAGCAGUAUUUGUGAGGUGCGAUCUGCUGAGAAUCUCAUGUUGACAGAAAAUAUUUCUACACAUUAUUAAAACUAUUGAACAAUUGUAACACAAACGUGAUCAGUUUUUAAUGCUUAAAAGUGAUGGUUGUCCGUAUUAGCUAUUAUAACUUAAAAUGAUGAUGAACAGACACACAAACAAACACAUACACUUAUAUAUAUCUUUGAAAAUGUGGUAUUGAAAGUAUUAUUUUUGCGUCUAAUCAAUUAGAAAAAAAAUGAUUUUUAGAGAUACGAUGCUGUGAAACAACAUACAAACAUUACCGACCGAGAGAAAGAGAUAGACCGCGAGAGGGAGAAAAUGUUAGGAAAAUUUCAAUAUUUUAAUUAUAUACGAUAAGAAAGGCAGAAAUGGAGGAGGAAAUCUCUUUACUAGAACAAUAUAACGACGUACUAUCGCAAUGGGAAGGUGAAACUGGAGAAACUGAAAUGUACAAUAAAUGAAGCACAUUAUUAUUGAAGGAAAAUGAAAUCAAUUUUUAAAACUUGAA
Messenger RNA from Aedes albopictus (Asian tiger mosquito), 2920 nucleotides. RefSeq names its product paired box protein Pax-6-like. Bases 937 to 2295 code for a protein of 452 amino acids. The transcript is spliced from 6 exons. Gene Ontology annotation, molecular function: RNA polymerase II cis-regulatory region sequence-specific DNA binding; DNA-binding transcription factor activity, RNA polymerase II-specific. Gene Ontology annotation, biological process: regulation of transcription by RNA polymerase II; anatomical structure development. The record is from RefSeq and is a predicted model, not a curated record. NCBI's taxonomy places the organism in Eukaryota, Metazoa, Arthropoda, Insecta, Diptera, Culicidae.